This is a messenger RNA of Emiliania huxleyi CCMP1516, 1557 nucleotides long. RefSeq lists its product as hypothetical. The record is from RefSeq and is a predicted model, not a curated record. Bases 30 to 1160 code for a protein of 376 amino acids. The transcript is spliced from 6 exons. Gene Ontology annotation, cellular component: Golgi apparatus. Gene Ontology annotation, molecular function: antiporter activity. Lineage: Eukaryota; Haptophyta; Isochrysidales; Noelaerhabdaceae.
CGCCCUCAGAGGUCCUCCUCCUCUGCAACAUGAUGCUCUCCCUCCUUCACGCCAGCGCGGCCCUCGCGCCGAUGCACGCUCCCCUCCGCGGCGCCUAUUCGCCGCUUCGCCCGGUCGCGGCGGCGCCCGUACUGCGCCGUGCGCCGUUCGCGCUGAUGCAGGAGGCGGAGGCCGCCGCUGCCCCGCCCGCGGAGGAGCUGUGCAUCGAGACGGGCGAGGAGGUCGAGGAGUGCACGCUCCUGUCGUGGGAGGCUGGCAAGAUCAGCGCCCCUCAGGCCCUCGUCGACAAGGCCAAGCUUGGCUUCCUCUUCUUUUCGUGGUACUUUCUCAACGUGAUGUACAACAUCACCAACAAGCGGUGCCAGAACGCGUUCCCGAUGCCGUGGACGAUGACGGUGGUCUCGCUCUUCGUCGGCAUCCCGUGGGUCCUCUUCCUCUGGGGCACCGGCAUCCGCAAGCCUCCUAAGAUCGGCGAGGAUGGGCGGGAAGACCGGGGCUGUCGCCGCAUGGACGGCUGGAAGACCCUCCUCCCCAUCGGCGCGGCGCACGCCCUCGGCCACGCCGGCGCGGUGAUCGCGCUCGGCGCCGGCGCCGUCUCCUUCGCCCAGACCGUCAAGGCCGCCGAGCCGCUCUUCACCUGCGCGCUGUCUUUCUUUGUGCUCGGCACAGUCUUCAAGUGGCAAGUGUACGCCUCGCUGCUGCCCAUCAUCGUCGGCGUCUCGCUCGCGUCGCUCAAGGAGCUCUCCUUCACCAUGAAGGCCCUGUACGGCGCCCUCACCUCCAACGUCGCCUUCGCCUCCCGCGCGGUCCUCUCCAAGAAGACGAUGGACAAGCCGGUCGGGGAGAACAUGAACGCGCCCAACCUGUACGGCGUCCUCACCAUCAUCGCCUUCAUCCUCUCCCUCCCCUUCGCCGUCUACUACGAGGGAGCCUCCUUCGCCUCCCAGUGGGCCGCCUCCACGGCAAAGGUUGCCUUCAUCGCGCUGGACCAGGUCUCACCGAUCACGCACUCGAUCGCAAACACGAUCAAGCGCGUCUGCAUCAUCCUCGCCACCGUCCUCGUCUUCGGCAACAAGCUCACCCCCAUCGGCGCCGCCGGAUCCGCCAUCGCCGUCGCCGGCACCUUCCUCUAUUCGGUCGCAAAGUCGAAGUACAAGUGAGCUCCCGCGACCGGCGGAGGCGACGCCGGCGAGCUCUCCCUCGCUCUCGCUCUCGCCUCCCCUCCCUCCCCUCCCUCCCCCCUCUGUCGCCCUCUUCCCGGUAAGGGCGCAGACGCCCUUACUGCCCUCCGCUCUCGUCUCGGCGCAGCAGCCACUGCUGCGUUGUGACGCUCCUCCCCGCGUUGCCCUCCCCUCCCCUUGCGCCCUCCUCUUGUGCCCGGGCGCUCAGCCGCGGCAUGGUCUGUACCCGAUGACCAGUACGGCUCUACAGCACGUGUGUAGGAGAGCAGUUGUGAAAGUGUGCGGUGUGUGUGCGCGACUGCGAGGGACGUGCAAACGUUGCAUUUUCGUAGACGGGGGUUGGCGGUUGCCGCGAUAUCCGCUUUGGAUCUCUCAA